This is a messenger RNA of Mytilus trossulus (common blue mussel), 1859 nucleotides long. RefSeq names its product neuronal acetylcholine receptor subunit beta-4-like. Gene Ontology annotation, molecular function: transmitter-gated monoatomic ion channel activity involved in regulation of postsynaptic membrane potential; transmembrane signaling receptor activity; excitatory extracellular ligand-gated monoatomic ion channel activity. The record is from RefSeq and is a predicted model, not a curated record. Gene Ontology annotation, biological process: chemical synaptic transmission; nervous system process; monoatomic ion transmembrane transport. Gene Ontology annotation, cellular component: synapse; neuron projection; plasma membrane. The coding region runs from base 96 to 1352 and encodes 418 amino acids. The transcript has a single exon. NCBI's taxonomy places the organism in Eukaryota, Metazoa, Mollusca, Bivalvia, Mytilida, Mytilidae.
CAAGCAAACUAAACAAAUCAGUUGUACAUUUACUUUGUUUAGUCUUAUCGUCUUUAUAUACGGGGAAGGAUUUCACAAGUUUUUUACACACUGAGAUGAAGCACGUUUUAUUUAUUUUUGCUAUUUGUAUAGCAUACGCUUACUGUCAAACGGAUACAGAUGUUAAAAAUUUGCUGACGAAUCUUUUUACAACACAAAGUUACAACAAAUUGGUCAGACCAACAAGAAACCAAUCAGAGCCAACAGCAAUAUGGAUUGAAUUUUUUCUCUAUGGAAUAAAUGGAUUCGACGAAAUUCAACAAAAGCUAACGACAACUGCAUAUCUCGAAAUCUACUGGUAUGAUGAACUUUUAGCAUGGACGCCUUCAUCCUACGGAAACUUGUCGGACAUUUUUCUACCCCAAGAGGAUAUAUGGAGACCGGAUAUUGCGCUAGAAAAUGGUUUUAAAGAUUUAGAAAGCCUCGGUUCGAAAUUUAUUCAUGCGGAAGUUGAAAAUGACGGACUCGUUUUGUGGAAACCGUUUCAUGUUUUUAACUCUAGAUGUAAACUUGAUUCGACUUACUUCCCUUUUGAGAAACAAUCAUGUGACAUUGACUUUGUUGCGUGGGCAUUCGAUGAAAGCGAGGUUUACCUGGAAGUAGGAACUGAUGGAGUCAACACAGAAAUUGCUAUCGACAGUAAUGGCCAAUGGGAACUGGUUUCAUCCUCGAUCGUCUCGUUUUCUGAUGAAGGCGUGUCUCAAAUUCGAGCAACGCUGGUUAUAAAACGGAAACCGCUUUUCUUCAUAAUCAAUAUCAUACUUCCUAUAGUAUUGCUCUCAAUUUUGAACAUAUUCACCUUCCAAAUACCAGCUGAUAUUGGAGAGCGAAUGGGGUACACCGUAACCGUUUGGUUGUCGUUUGCAGUGUUUUUGACCAUCAUUAGCGCGUCACUUCCGCAAAGUUCAGAUACUAUUCCCGUGUUAUCCAUCUACAUAAUAAUACAACUAAGUAUUGGUACAUUCAGCGUACUGUUGUCCGCAUGGCUGUCUCGUAUAGUAGGUCGCUCAGAUGAUAGCCCUGUGUAUUUACUGCUGAAGAAGAUUGCAUUGCUUAAGAGACGUAUGCAUUGCGCAUGUUCCAGUAGGAAAGUUGAUAAUAUAGUGCAACAUUGCAAAAUUGAUCAAAAUGGUGAUGUACACUUCAAUGCCAAGAAUGAAACAGAUUCUACCAAGAGAGAAAAAUCAGACGAGUCCAAAAUUGAUUGGAAAGAAGGUGUUGCUGCCUUAGAUUUUACAUGCUUUUGGAUAUUUAUUAUAGUUCUUAUUAUAUCAACACUCGCGAUGCUAAUGACAUCAGCUUUACAAGACUGAUAAAUACGGGAUUGGUAGCCAAAAUUGUGAUCUGAAAGAAAACCAACCCGGACAAUCAUAUGACGUUUUAACUGAAGCAUAAGGUACAAUAUCGAACAAAAAAUUGGAUAAAAAAAAUUGGAUUAAAAAAUUGGAUAAAAAAUUGGAUGAAAAUAUGGAUAAAAAAGCCUGUAGAAAUUCAAAAUAUAUAUGCUAGUAUUUUUUUCGCCAAAUCACGAUUAUUCCAUCUGAAAUCAUAUGUCAAAGCUCAAAAACUAGUAGCUUUCAAAGUUGCACUUAGGACAAAAGGUUCUUUUGCGAUCCUUUACAUGGAGAAAAUAGCUUAUAAUAUGUAUGUUAUUAACAUAGGAUAUAGGGUUCACCCGUUGGACGACUGUAUAACAUCCAGUUGCAAAUUAAAUGCAUUUGUAGGACGAGAACAUACUUAUAAUACUGGCGGCAUUUUGUUCAAGGUUAUGUUUUUUUUUUUCUGAAAUUGUCUAACAUUUCACCCCUUGUUUUAUUUAU